This is a messenger RNA of Diabrotica virgifera virgifera (western corn rootworm), 5071 nucleotides long. Its product is annotated as zinc finger protein 234-like. Gene Ontology annotation, cellular component: nucleus. The record is from RefSeq and is a predicted model, not a curated record. Lineage: Eukaryota; Metazoa; Arthropoda; Insecta; Coleoptera; Chrysomelidae. The transcript has 2 exons. Bases 157 to 1917 code for a protein of 586 amino acids.
CACAUGACAGAAGCUCCAAACAAAUGAAAAUCGAUGAAAUGGAUGAAAAGCCCUAUUGACAGUUCGUUGAGUUUUUCAAUUUUUCACCUUUUAUUGUAAAUAAUUAUAAAUGUAAAUUUGUUAUUGAAAUAUAUAUAUAAUAAAACCAAAUGCCAAAUGGAUGUAAAGCAAGAGGUUACUGAAGAGACCGGUAAAGUAAAAGUAGAAAUAUAUAAUGAGGUGGAUGAUGGUUUCUUGGAUAGCUGUAAAAUUGAAAUUCAGGAGGAACCCAAGAAAGAAAGCAUACAUGACACAUUUGUUUAUUCAGACUCACAGGAAUUCCCUACAAAGAUUGAAGUAGAUCCAGAUGAAAGCCAACUUAGACCAGCUGAAGAAAUAGAUGAGAAAGGGUAUCUCCAAGAUGAAGACAAAAUGGAAAUUGGUGGAAAACUCAUCAAAGAUUUAUCUUACGAAGGAAAUGACACGAGUCGACAAACUGAAGAAAAAACUCUAAAUAAAAACAUGAAAGUUGUGACGGGAAGAAGACCUAAUAAAUGUGAAAUUUGUUCUAAGCAGUUUUCUCAAAGACAUCAUUUGAAGAGACAUUUGAGAGUGCACACUGGAGAAAAACGUUACAAGUGUGACAUUUGUUUUAAGCAAUUUAGUCAAGGAAGUACUUUGAAAACACAUUUGAGAGUGCACACUGGAGAAAAACCAUACAAGUGUGAAAUUUGUUAUAAGCAGUUUACCAAAGCAAGUAAUUUGAAAGAACAUUUGAGAGUGCACACUGGGGACAAACCUCAUAAGUGUGGGAUUUGUUUUAAGCGAUUUAGUCGAGCAGGUAAUUUGAAAGCACAUUUGGAAGUGCACACUGGAAUAAAAAAUUACAAGUGUGAGAUUUGUUUUAAACAAUUUAGUCAGGCAAGUGAUUUGAAAAGACAUUUGAGAGUGCACACUGGAGAAAAACCAUACAGGUGUGAAAUUUGUUUUAAACAAUUUAGUCAGGCAAGGAUUUUGAAAAAACAUUUGAGAAUACACACUGGAGAAAAACCUUACCAGUGUGAAAUUUGUUCUAAACAAUUCAGUGAAGCAGGUAGUUUGAAAAAACAUUUGAGAGUGCACACUGGGGACAAACCUCAUAAGUGUGGGAUUUGUUUUAAGCGAUUUAGUCGAGCAGGUAAUUUGAAAGCACAUUUGGAAGUGCACACUGGAAUAAAAAAUUACAAGUGUGAGAUUUGUUUUAAACAAUUUAGUCAGGCAAGUGAUUUGAAAAGACAUUUGAGAGUGCACACUGGAGAAAAACCAUACAGGUGUGAAAUUUGUUUUAAACAAUUUAGUCAGGCAAGGAUUUUGAAAAAACAUUUGAGAAUACACACUGGAGAAAAACCUUACCAGUGUGAAAUUUGUUCUAAACAAUUCAGUGAAGCAGGUAGUUUGAAAAAACAUUUGAGAGUGCACACUGGAGAAAAACCGUACAAGUGCGAGAUUUGUUUUAAGCAAUUUAGCAAAUCAAGUAGUUUAAAAGCACAUUUGAGAGUGCACACUGGAGAAAAAACUCAUAAGUGUGAAAUUUUUUAUAAGCAGUUUAACAAAGCAAGUAAUUUGAAAGCACAUUUGAGAGUGCACACUGGGGACAAACCUCAUAAGUGUGAGAUUUGUUUUAAACAAUUUAGUCAGGCAAGUGAUUUGAAAAGACAUUUGAGAGUGCACACUGGAGAAAAACCAUACAAGUGUGAAAUUUGUUCUAAACAAUUCAGUGAAGCAGGUAGUUUGAAAAAACAUUUGAGAGUGCACACUGGAGAAAAACCAUACAAGUGCGAGAUUUGUUUUAAGCACUUUAGUACAAAUAAUUUGAAAGCACAUUUGAGAGUGCACACUGGGGAAAAACCUUACCAGUGUGAAAUUGUUUUAAGCAAUUCAGUCAAGAUGAAGAUUUGAAAAGGCAUACAAGGAUACACACUGGAGAAAAACCUGAAAAAGUGUGGGAUUUGUUUUAAGCGAUUUAGUCAAGCAGGUAAUUUGAAAGCACAUUUGGAAGUGCAUACUGGAGUAAAAAAUUACAAGUGUGAAAUUUGUUUUAAGCAAUUUCGUGAAGCAGGUAAUUUGAAAAAACAUUUGAGAAUGCAUAGUGGGGAAAAACCCUUACAAGUGUGAGAUUUGUCUUAACUAGUUUUCUGUGAAAAGUAACUUAAAAUCACAUUUUUGAGAUUGCACCAUGAAAAAAUUAUUUUUAAUGCAACGAGCAUUUACUGAUGAAAAGACAUCUCAAACAUCAUUGUGAUGCAAGUAAUUGGAAUACACCAUGCCAAUUAAAUGCUACUUGUAUACAUGAUUUUUUCCUAUGACCAUCUGAAAAAAAUACAGGGUGUUUCCGAAAGGGUUUAAGAUAUCGAUAUAAUACAUAAUUUAGAACAAAAAAGUCCUAUAACAUUUUUUUCUAAAAGUAACCGUUUCAAAAAAAAUUACAUUGUUCUCCAUAUAAACGAAUUUUGAUCUUCAGAAAAUUAAAAUAAGCUGGCAACGUCCAACCAGAAUUCGUUUGUGAUUAUGGAUAUUUAACAUAAUUGAAACCUUAAUUAUUACGAGCCCCUUCCCAUAUCAGUUGACCCAAUGCAGAUUGAAAAGAAAAGCCAAUUUUAUAGAACAAAAACCAAAGUCAAGCAUACCUAAACUUUGAAAGCUCCUUUCACCGAUAAUUUGUGAAUUCCCAGAAGUAUACCAAAUAUGUUUUAAAUUAAUAAAAACGAUUAAUUGAACAGAAUAACAAUAAAUUUAAAAAAAAACGUAAACAUAUCUAAUUUUAACAAAAGAAAUGUGAAAGUUUACAUCUGAGUGACAUCCCUUUUAUUUUUAAUUAGAUUCAAAAUUCUUCGAGGUAUAGUUUUUACAAUGUUCUGGUAACACUCUGGUGUAAAUGAAUCCCAUAUUUUUUGCAAGUUUUGCUUCAAUUCUUUGACGGACCUAGCAGUAUGUUUCCCCAAUGUAUUUUUUAUUUCGCGCCACAAAGAGGCUUGAAAGUUUCUCUCAGGGACAAGUCGGGACGCUUAGAGACGUAUUCCAGAAGUAUAAUAUCAUGGUCUCCAAUCCAGUUUAAACUCUUUUGGCUUAUGGCAACCUUUGCCAUCCCAUUGGAAGACGAAAUGUUUCGCUGAUUUUAACUUGUUUGAAUGACUUUGUUCCAAAAUCGGUAAGAGAUUAUUUAAAACCUUCAAAUAUUAUUUGCCCGUAUUUAAAAUGAUAUCGAUAAAAUGCAACUUUUCACACCUUUCGCCGACAUGCUGCCCAGACCACGAUAAACGUAUUUGACUUUUCUGUUAAGACAGUAAGGCUGAAAAUCUUUAUUUUUUUCUGCGAAUAACUCGACUCAUACUGUCUCCAAUUCGACUCCAACACACACUUCAAAUCUAGAUUCAUCACUCCAUUGUAUUGCAUCCCUUGUCAAUUUGUCCAGCCUCAAUACUCUUUUGACCAUUUUAAUCUAUUUUUCUUGUGUUGUAAUGUUAAGACUGGAUUAGUCUGGGAUACUAAAAUGAAAAUUUUCAAAAAUAAUUUAUAUUGAGUUUUUUAAUUUCAUUAAUUAAUUUGUAAGUAAGCAAAUCUUAAUUUGUGGUCCUCUCGGUGAUAUGCUGAUCUAGAAUCGUGUCUUCCAACGAGGUUAAUCCACAAAACACUUAAAUCUAGCACGUCGUUUUUUCACUAUAAUGCGUCUUAAUUCCCUUCGAUCUGCUUCGUUUAUUUUACUUUUUUCUCCAUUUAUAGGUUUGGUAAUAUCCAAACCUGAGGUUUUGUAUCUCCUAACUAUAUUUCUUACACUAUACUGUGACAAUUAAAGCAUAUUCGCGAUUUCCGAAUUGAAUUUUCCAGAAUUCAAAAAUCUAUUGAUGAUUGAACAAAAAUGUUUUCAUCCAUCACUUUAUCUCCACCCAUUCCCAUUGAUAAUUUUAUCUCGACAAACGGUAGUAGGCUUUAUAAUAAACUGCUCGUCAAAAGUUAGGGAUAUAGAAAAUUCUGAAUUUUUAUAGUAGAUUUUUUCGUGAACUGAUUAACGGAUUCCGCUAAAUGUUUUUUUAUUAUUUUAGACUUUUCUUUAGUAUUUACACAGUUAUGCAAAGGUUUACUCAAACUUUUUUUUGUACUUAUACCGGGUGGAAGAAAAGAUGUUUUUCUUAUGUUAAGUUUGAGACGCCCUGUAGGGAGGACGAGGUACAAAUGGGAGUAUAUAUCGAAAUCGUAUUGUAGUCUUAUGUUUUGUGAACAUUUUGUUUUUUGAAUGUCCCUGAUAUCUUUAGAAAUAAAAAAAUAGACGGUUUUGUAAUUUAACAUGUGUUUUAACCGAAACAAAAGUUUGAGACACCUUGUAAGGAGAAAAAGGCACAAAGGUGAGUAUACCUCGAUAUUUUGUUGUAGUCUCAUAUUUUGUGAAUAUUUUAUUUUUUUUAAUUUCUCUGAUAUCUUUAAUAACAAAGAAACUAGACGAUAUUACUCUUUAAUAUGUGUUUUAACUGACGACAUGCGUCACAUCACACAUGUGAAACAUAGAAAAACAUAUUAAAGAGUAAUACCGUCUAGUUUCUUUGUUAUUAAAGAUAUCAGAGAAAUUAAAAAAAUAAAAUAUUCAAAAAAUAUGAGACUACAACAUAAUAUCGGGGUAUACUCAUCUUUGUGGCUAUUUCUCCCUACAAAGUGUCUCAAACUUUUGUUUCGAUUAAAACACAUGUUAAAUUACAAAACCGUAUAUUUUUUUUGUUUCUAAAGAUAUCAGGGACAUUCAAACAACAGCAUGUUCACAAAACAUAAGACUACAAUAUUAUUCUGAUGUAUACUUACAUUUGUACCUCGUUCUCCCUACAGGGUGUCUCAAACUUAACACAAGAAAAACAUAUUUUUUUCUUCCACCCGGUAUAAGUACAAAAAAUAAGUUUGAGUAAACCUUUGCACAACUGGGUAAAUAUUAAAGAAAAGUUGUUCCGAAGCUAUUUUCUUGUGGCAUUUUUAUAAUCAAGUACAUUCAAAUGGGAAAUAAGCCACAAUUUUACCUAAAAAUGAUUUUAUUAACGUUUCGACGCCCAAGUCGGGUGUCGUUGUCAAAAUA